AUGGAGCCGCCGACCAGGGUGUGUGCGGAAUCCACACUGGGGCCUCCCUCUGACUCUCACCGCCGAAACGCGGAGGGGCGUCUGCGAGCUUCUUCGUGGUCGGUCUCGCCCUCGCUUCUUUCUGCGUCAUGUCUUCCUUCGCUCUGCCAGGGUGCGUUAUCCGCGGCGGGUUCGUCUGACUCGCUUGGCGCUUCUCAGAGGGAUUGCCGCGCGAUGCCGUCUCCUUGUAAAUUCGCCUCUGCUUCCCCGCCAGUGUGUGGAUCUCUCUCGACGGGGGCUGUUCCGCGUGGAUGUUGCCGGCGUCCUCGCGGGUCUGGCACCUUUCUGUGUCUUGCCCUUCUCUUGGUAGCCCUCGGGUGCGAGCAGCUCCCAUCGCCUCGUCAGCCUCUUUUCUCCGCUCGCGCUGCGGAGCCCAGCACUCUGUCGUCGUCAGACAAAGAGCGCGAGCUGAAUCGCGUCCUCCAAGACCUCGAAAGGCUCCUGCGUCCAACGCCUCCUUCCGCGUCUUCACCCGCGUCUCCCGACCACCACGGGCGGGAGGCAACGCCACCGCCUUCUGUCGCAGACCUGCAUCUUCUGGAGGCUUUGUCGGCUUACCGCCUGGCGCAGCAGAGCGGCGGCUCACUCGCGCGGGAUCCCCAGGCCCUGGCGUCGCUUUUGCGCGAACUGCAAGGCGUGCAGGAGGCUCUGAAGCGGUCGCUACCUCCGCUGGGUUCGUCUGCCGUCCAGGGCAGUGGAGCUGGGGAGACGUACCGACCUCGCGAAAGUGCGGAAUCGAGCCUUGCCGGGUCUUCUUCCCACGAUUUCGCGUCCUUUCGGAGAAGCGAGGACGAGCGAGCGCGAAGAGAGGAGCGGAAGCCGGCGACCAGCCACUUGACUGUGGUGGUGACUACCGUCGUCUGCACAGUCAUCUCUCUCCUCGUCUUGUUCGUCAUCCUUCGCGUCCAGACGAACUCCAUGGUCCGAUCAGGAAAGGCGGAAACGGUGCGCGAAGGGAACAAGAGACUCCUCGCUCCAGGGCGUGGCCGCGCGCGCGCGGGGGACUGCUGCGAGGGCGACGCCGCGGCGCCUGAGAGAGUCCGCCACGUCUCUGGGGCGAGCGCCUACCGGCAGACAGAGGACGCCGCGCGCGAGCCGAGCUUCUCGAGCUCCUGCGGAUCGUCGCGUGACCACGCGCUGCGGAGAAGGCCGCUCAAAGACGGCGCGAGGCACAGCGCACGGAGGGAUGAACAGGACGAAGGCAGGGGGCUCAGCUCCCGCAGGGCGGUCCAGUGCGCCUACAGCAGCGCAGCGCGACAGUGGCGAGAGGGGAAGAGCCACGGGCGCCUUGAAGAGAUCGAUGAAGACGAAGAGGCGGCUUGCGUGCAUGGAAUGGAAGCCAGACGAGACUCGGUAGACUGCGGAAGAAACCGGAAUGUGUGCCCGCAAGAGAAGAGUCUGAUGGACGUCUCGUCGCCGUCUGGGUCGGAGUUCUCCGGAGACGAGGCGGAGGGCGCCCGAGUGAUCAACCACACAGCGCGCCAGGUCUUUGGACAGCGAGGCGACAGCUCAGAGUCUCUCGCCUCCUCAGCUUCCACGCGGCAGGUGCCGCAGCCUUCUCCGCAUGUCGCGGAGAAGCAGCAGCGCUACGAGGACCUCUGCAGCUCGCUCUUUCAGAGGCUGGGGGAGUUGCUUCAGGAGGAGGAUCUCGCGGCGCAGAACAAGGCAGAGGGCGACGGCGCGGAGGAGGCGGUGAAGGCGACGGGCUCCGACGCGAAGGGCGCAAGCGAGGUCGCGAACGGCAGCAAGAAAGAGAUCGAGGAGAUCCUCACGAAGCUGGCGCUGAUGCUGAAGGACAUCGAGCGAGACUUCAGCGGAUCGCGCCCGGGCUACAUCACCUGCAUGAUUCGGUGCUGCAACAGCCUUCUGCGGCUGGAUGGCUUGACCUUGCUGAGCCGGUGCUCUAAGGAGGAGGGCCUGCGGAAUAAAGCUCAGGAGGUGAUUGAGACAGUCGUCCCGUGCAUCUGGUCGUCUUGA
Molecule: messenger RNA, 2016 nt
Organism: Besnoitia besnoiti
Lineage: Eukaryota; Apicomplexa; Conoidasida; Eucoccidiorida; Sarcocystidae
Exons: 2
Coding region: 1-2016 (671 amino acids)
Source: RefSeq, a predicted model, not a curated record